GUUCAGCGUGCCCUUGAACACUUCCAGAGAUGGGGCAGCCACAGACGCUCUGUGCAACCUGUGUAUCAGUGCCUCUCUCCUCUCCCAGGGAAUUUCUUCCCAAUAUCCCGCCCGGGCAGAGGAGAGCGGGAAGGGGAGCGGGACGAGGGCGGCCCCGCGCUCCAUUGGCGGGCUGUGGCGGGCCUGCCGGGGCGGGGCCGGGCAGUGCCGGGCCGGGAUGGCGCGCACCAAGUGUUGGUCGCCCGCGCUCCCCGCAAGGCGCUGGGCUCCAGCAGCGGCAGCGUCAGCGCGGGGCCGCCGCUGCCCGGCCGGAGAGGGCUGACACAGCACUCCCCGCAGGUGACAGGCGCCCUGUGGGGCUGAACCGGGUCUGUGUGAGGCCGGUGCCCGCCUGGCAAAGGGGCAUCAGCGACUUCCUGAAGCUCCCAUCCAAGGAGAGCCGGGCACCCGAUGGAGACACGCCCGGGACCAGCAGCCUGGAAGCUCGGACCCUGCCACUGGAUCCUGCCGAAGAGGGGGAGUGCUCAGAGGAAGAGUAGAUGUGAUGUGACCUCAAUUUUCAUGUUAAAAUGCUCCUCCUACUCGAGCAGGGGUUUGUACAUUUGCAUAGUUCUUUACAGUUUUUUAUGGCUUCCUUUCAGCUUUUGUACAAGACUAAAAGUCUGAGAGAUGGCACGGACACUGGAGAAAUUAAUUAAUUUUUACUGUUUGGAACUUAAUCUUUACUUUUGGAACUUAAUGUUCAUUGUAAACCACAAAUUUUUAUCUUGGUUUGACGAGUUCCUCCUGCAUCUUGGGCAGCUUUUGUCUUUCAUCUUCUGCCUACCUUGUUUUUGUGCAAGACUUGCAUGAUCGUGGUUGUUCCGUUGCUGAAAAGCAGAUCCUCGUUUUUUAAAUAAACUGAAGCCUUCUGAGCACA
Molecule: messenger RNA, 919 nt
Organism: Vidua chalybeata
Lineage: Eukaryota; Metazoa; Chordata; Aves; Passeriformes; Viduidae
Gene: PCLAF
Product: PCNA clamp associated factor
Exons: 4
Coding region: 30-539 (169 amino acids)
Biological process (GO): translesion synthesis; regulation of cell cycle
Cellular component (GO): nucleus
Molecular function (GO): chromatin binding
Source: RefSeq, a predicted model, not a curated record